This is a messenger RNA of Bactrocera dorsalis (oriental fruit fly), 2462 nucleotides long. It is a transcript of the gene unc-4, whose product is annotated as homeobox protein unc-4. Gene Ontology annotation, biological process: regulation of DNA-templated transcription. The transcript is spliced from 4 exons. Gene Ontology annotation, molecular function: sequence-specific double-stranded DNA binding; DNA-binding transcription factor activity, RNA polymerase II-specific. The record is from RefSeq and is a predicted model, not a curated record. Bases 717 to 2195 code for a protein of 492 amino acids. NCBI's taxonomy places the organism in Eukaryota, Metazoa, Arthropoda, Insecta, Diptera, Tephritidae.
CUUCUUGCUGUUUAUCGCUUACGGCAGCUGCCGCGUCGUUAAUCUGUCUGGUUUGCUUUGCUUUGGUUUGUUAAGCUCGCAAUCUGCUCGCUGUGCUCAGUUCAAAUUGAAUUUUCAUGGUGAGCACUCGUUGGUUGUUCGUUGCGUUCUGUUUGUUGUACAUUUCGGCUUGUGCUACCGUCGGUGGUUCACUAGUUCGAACAGAGUUGCUUGGGGAUUUGCUUAGCUUGUGCCGCGAGAGUGGUGUAGGAUGUCCGCGAUUCGGGUUCAAUUGCCAAACGGUGGCAGUUGAGCUGGCCGAGGUCUAAACCGGAAUUCACUUCAUCGGCUGUGCUGUCGAGCACGUUGUGUGCGAUUGCAAUUAUUUUUAUUAACGCUGCCACAAAAUUGAAUCUUAAUUGAUUGGUAUAAUAAGCCAACGAUAACAAUAUUAAAUUUUUAUUAUGAAGUACAUAUUUACUUGUGUACGAAGGAGCAUCACCGUUUAAUACGACUGUGAACCAUUGUGAAUACAUCAACACAUACACGUACAUACAUACAUAAUACUCCGAUAUUUGUGGAUUUUGUGCAUUAAUCUUUUCGACUGACGUGAAUAAAAUUGAUUUGAUUGUGUGAUUUGGUGCAAAUUGAAGGUGAAUUCAUUCCACAUUUAUGCAAUAGUCACUGUGAGUUGUUGCUGUAUGUUUAUUCGCUCAUCUGCAGAGCAUUAGUACAGAAUGGUUUUAGAGCAACAACUGCAGCAGCAUCAACAAAACCUGCAACUAACACGCAUUUCAGCGCAAGGACGUUUGAGCCCGACGGCAGAUACUGCCAGCGGUCCCGAUAGUGUAACGGUCAGUGGCGGUGGUAGUAUAGUUUCGUGUCCUGGAACAGUGGUCCGUUCAACAGCUAAUUCGGCAACCAUGCCGCCGGAAGGCUUGCAUCCAACGGCUGCGUUGCAGUUGUACGCCGCUGCUGCCCAGUUAGCGCCCGGUGGUGUGCGGGUCCCUCCUUGGGGACCAUUUCUUCAAUUCGGUGUGCCGGGAGUGUUUGCCGGCGGCCCGUUUUUAGGCCGUCCACGCUUUGAGACUAAUCCGCAAAAUGCUGCUGCGGCUGCUGCGGCCUCACAAAUGGCGGUCAAUGCAAGUAAUGCGUUCGCCAAUUUAACUGGAUUAAGUGUGGCGAUGAGAAAUGUUUCGGCUGUGCAAACGACUGCGGCUGCCGCUGUUGCUACGGUAGCCAUUCAGCAUCGAUUAAUGAUAGGAAAUCGGCAAAACUUGGCAGCAGGUCCGCCUAGCGAAGGAUCGAAUGAAGAUGGAGGCUUUCCUGGUGAUGGUGAUGAGGAUAGUAAUGCUGCGAAACGGAGACGAUCUCGAACCAACUUCAAUUCGUGGCAACUGGAGGAACUCGAGCGCGCGUUCUCUGCCAGCCAUUAUCCCGAUAUUUUCAUGCGAGAAGCAUUGGCCAUGAGACUGGACUUGAAGGAGAGCAGAGUUGCGGUAUGGUUCCAGAACCGAAGAGCAAAAGUGCGGAAACGUGAACACACCAAAAAAGGACCGGGACGACCUGCACAUAACGCUCAACCUCAAACCUGCUCCGGAGAACCAAUUCCGCCAAGUGAAUUGAAAGCCAAAGAAAGGGCUCGGCGAAGAAAAAAAUUAGCGAAAGCGAUUGAUCGUCAAGCGAGAAAGUUGCAGGCCAAAGGCAUCACGGUCGACCUCGAAGCUCUCAAGGCCGAAUACAUAUCACAACAUAAAGCCAACGGCACCUUCUCCGACUCAGACCUGGAAGACGAUGGCAUACAAAUAGACGUAGUGGGUGGCACGGACAGUGACGACGAUGGAGACGACUGCUCAUUUCGAAGCCCCAGAGCAAAUAGCUUAAUGCCAGGUAGCUUCUCACCAAACAGUAGUCAAAAUGGCAUAGAGAGUCCAGUAUCCAAUGGGGAACGCAACAACGAGGAUGACAGUAAUGCCACAGAUAGCUGUGGAAAGACAUCUUUCAUUUUUCCUACAGCAAGUACCGGCAUAUCGAAUUUGCGAUUAAAUCUGACAAAUUCCAAUACACCCGCCCAUGAAUAUCAGCAACAACACCAGCAAAAUCCACAUAAUCAAAUCCAUCAAAAUCACAACAGCAAUCAACAUCAAACAUCGCCGAUUAGCAUCCGGCGGAACAAUCCAUUUAGCAUAGAGUCACUUCUGUUCAACAAUACGUGAGAUUUAUUGAGAUGGUUAAAUGGUUGAAUGCAAAAGCAAACAAGUUGUACGCUUUCUCGCAAGCCAUUGCUUGUGCCCACUUUACCCAUCCACAGCAGAUACGCGUUAACACACAGACACAUACCGGGUGCACAUCAGCCAAGCCACUGUAUAGUGUAUGUACCAUACAAAUAAAUGACUAAAUAUUAAGUAUGUAUGUAUAGCAUUAGUGAAUAGUUAAAGAAUGUACCAUGAAUGAACUCAACUAAUAAACGGAAUUGUUUGGCA